GUACGACAACAUGGCCGCCGCGGAGGCUCCGGGCGGAAGCGCUUCGACUUCCGGUUCGGAGUCGGCCCGCGGGGGGAGGGAUCCGCGGCAGAAGGCGGAGGAACCAUGCGAGGUUCUGAGAACCGCGGCGAGGGUCGUCUCGACAGACCGUUUCUGAGCAGGAAUUCCGAAACCCCCACCACUUCCCUCCGGGGGAUUUGAUCCCCCAUGGCCACCGCUAACAGCAUCAUCGUGCUGGAUGAUGAUGAUGAUGAAGACGAAGCCGCUGCUCAGCCAGGGCCUUCCCACCCACCCCCCAGUUCCACCUCAUCCAGGGCUGAGGCCUCUGGCUCCUCUCAGCCCCCGGGGGCUGGGGGAAGCACUAGUUCUGGCGGCAAGAAAUGCUACAAGUUGGAGAAUAAGAAGCUGUUUGAAGAGUUCCUUGCACUGUGUAAGACGCAGACGGCGGACCACCCUGAGGUGGUCCCAUUCCUCUCUGAGCGGCAGCAUCGGGCCCACCCUCUGUUCUUGGCCUCAGCGGAGUUCUGCAAUGUCCUUACUCGGGUCCUGUCCCGGGCCCGGAACCAACCAGCUAAGCUUUAUGUCUACAUUAACGAGCUCUGCACUGUUCUUAAGGCCAACUCUGCCAAAAAAAAGUUGAACCUGGCCCCGGCUGCCACCGCCGCUGGUGAACCCUCUGGGAGUCACCCCCUCCCAAACCCUUCCUCGGACGCUGACCCCAGUGCCACCACCACCGCCUCUGAGGUGCCAAGGACCCGGGGUUCCCGGCGGCAGAUCCAGCGCCUGGAGCAGCUGCUGGCGCUGUACGUGGCUGAGAUCCGGCGACUGCAGGAGAAGGAGUUGGACCUCACCGAAUUAAACGACCCGGACUCCACAUACAUGCAGGAGGCCAGGCUGAAGCGGAAGCUGAUCCGCCUCUUCGGACGACUGUGCGAGCUAAAAGAGUGCUCGUCGCUCACGGGCCGCGUCAUCGAGCAGCGCAUCCCCUACCGGGGGACCCGCUACCCUGAGGUGAACCGGCGCAUUGAGCGGCUCAUCAAUAAACCCGGGCUCGACACUUUCCCUGACUAUGGAGAUGUCCUGCGGGCAGUGGAGAAGGCCGCGACCCGCCACAGCCUGGGCCUCCCUCGACAGCAGCUCCAGCUCAUGGCCCAGGAUGCCUUCCGAGACGUGGGCGUCCGGUUACAAGAGCGACGCCACCUGGAUCUCAUCUACAACUUUGGCUGUCACCUCACGGAUGAAUAUAGGCCAGGCAUUGACCCUGCACUUUCAGAUCCUGGCCUAGCCCGGCGCCUAAGGGAAAACAGGAGCUUGGCCAUGAGCCGGCUGGAUGAGAUCAUCACCAAAUAUGCGAUGAUGCAAGACCAGAGUGAGGAGGGCGAGAGACAGAGGAGAAGAGCCCGGCUCCCCCAGGCCUCCUCGUCCCACUCUGCAGACCCUCCCUCUGGGACGUCCUUGGAAUCUGGUGAGGGUCCUAGUGGGAUGGCAGCCCAGGAGUGUCUUAACACCUCUAAGGCUGAGACGGAUGAUGAAGAUGAUGAGGAGAGUGAGGAGGAAGAAGAGGAUGAUGAGGAAGAGGAGGAGGUCACAGAUUCUGAGGAGGAUGAGGAUCUGGAGCAGAUACAGGAAGGUCUGGGGGACAUUGAAGAGGAGGAGGAGGAGGAGGAAACAGGUCAAGAUGGAGACAAGAGCCCCAUGUCCCCGCCACAGGUGUUCACCAAAGUCAAACUGGAACAGAGCACUGGAAUCCGGGAGUCGUUGGGGGAACUGCAAGAUAAAGAACUCAGAGUGUCGCCGUCCUCACUGUCAGGAAAGCCCCUGGCGCCCCCCAGCCUAGAUGCCGAAAGCAACGGCGAGCACCUGGAGGAACUACCCGUGGCAGAGGAGAGCCCCAUGUCCCAGAUCUUUGAGCUGGAGAUUGAAGCCGUGACUCUGGAUGCCACCCCAUCCCCCGAAGACAGGGACAUUUCCUCUUCCAGAAAACAACCCGAUGAGCCCCUCACCACUGUCGUGGAGAAUGGAGCAGCUCUGGUCACCUCCACUUCCUUUAAUGGAGGUGUCUCUCAUACCUGGCGAGAUUCCAGCCCCCCCUGCAAAAAAUCUCGGAAGGAGAAGCAGACAGAAGCAGGGCCUUUAGAAAACAGGUAUAUAGAGAGGCAGAGCCCGGUGCGUGAGAAGAAUGGGAAGAUGCGUGUCCUUCCCAACCCUCCUUCCCCUGUGGCCUCUUUGGCCCGGGCUGCUGAUUCCUCCACGAGGGUGGACUCUCCUAGCCAUGCCCUCGUGACCAGCUCCCUCUGCAGCCCAUCUCCAGCCCGGUUUCCCCCAAACCCCCCACCACAGCCCAUCCGGCCUGGUACUUGUAAGACGAGUGUGGCCACACAGUGCGAUCCCGAAGAGAUUAUCGUGCUCUCAGACUCGGAUUAGCUGCCUCCAAAACGUUUGGGGAUAGUAUUUGCCUCACACCCCGCCUCCAAAAUGUUUGGGGAUAGUAUUCGAAGGCUGGUGGGCAGCCAAGGACUGAGGAAGGGAUGGACUGAGCUAAUCCCUCACUGGCCGUGUUUCUUUUCAAUAAA
This is a messenger RNA of Sorex fumeus (smoky shrew), 2573 nucleotides long. It is a transcript of the gene DAXX, whose product is annotated as death domain associated protein. The record is from RefSeq and is a predicted model, not a curated record. Gene Ontology annotation, molecular function: histone binding. The transcript has 8 exons. Bases 208 to 2424 code for a protein of 738 amino acids. Lineage: Eukaryota; Metazoa; Chordata; Mammalia; Eulipotyphla; Soricidae.